AUGAAUCCAGAUAUUCCUGAUGACAAUCCUUCCGGAGACAAUCCAGGUGGUGAUCAGAGCGGUGAUCAAGAGGGAGGUCAGACUGGACCACCUGAAGGAGGAGCUGUAGAUAGCGAACAUAACUGGAUUUCUGAUGUUGUAGACGGUGUCCAGGCCAAUAUUACGAACGAAGCAAACCGUAGUACAACUGCUGGUGAUACUACCCAGGGUGGUUCACAGUCAUCUGGAGUAUUGAACCUAGGAGGCGUAACUGACCGGAGCCGAUUGGAGGCUGAUUUUGUUGUUGACCAUGCCCGCGGGGAAAGAGCUAAUGUGGAGGAACGGGGGCACGAUUACGGGAGGAGCGCCGGGUUCGAAAGAUUUCAAACAAGGCAACCAUCAAUGAGCACUGCGACACAUAUUUUUGUGGCAUCCAACAUUUUCUGA
This is a messenger RNA of Puccinia graminis f. sp. tritici CRL 75-36-700-3, 426 nucleotides long. RefSeq lists its product as uncharacterized. Bases 1 to 426 code for a protein of 141 amino acids. The transcript is spliced from 2 exons. NCBI's taxonomy places the organism in Eukaryota, Fungi, Basidiomycota, Pucciniomycetes, Pucciniales, Pucciniaceae. The record is from RefSeq and is a predicted model, not a curated record.